Mercenaria mercenaria is the source of this 1523-nucleotide messenger RNA. RefSeq lists its product as uncharacterized. Lineage: Eukaryota; Metazoa; Mollusca; Bivalvia; Venerida; Veneridae. The record is from RefSeq and is a predicted model, not a curated record. Bases 13 to 351 code for a protein of 112 amino acids. The transcript has 2 exons.
GAGUUGAAGGCUAUGUCAGACAGUCAGAAAGCCAAGAUAAAAGAAAACACUGAUUUCUCUUUAAAUUACUCACCAAUCAGAAGAGUUAAUAAUGGUUUAGCGGGAACAAUUAUGUCGGCUAAUGAGGACACGUUUGCCAUGGAGACAGAAGAUGAUGCUAGGCGAUCCAGUACACCAACAUUUGGAGGAACAUUCCUUGGAGAUAGCAGUCUACACUGUGACAUUUCCCACAUGGAAACUAAAGAUACUGUGGCCAGAAUUCAUAAUAUGAUGAAGGAAACAACUCUCAUGAUAAAGGAUAAAGCAGCUGGCGGUCAGUUACAGCCACCAGAGGUUGACAUCGGAAGUUGAAACCUGGCACCAGUUAGUGUUCACUGUAAACAAGAUUAUGUUGAUGUCUUAUUGACUGAUCAUAGAUGCUGUGAAAUUAUUAGGUUGUGAUUAAAGGAUUCAUGGAAGACAAAUAAUGUGAAAUAUGUAUGUUGUGGUGGAGGGAUAUAUGAAAGACGCAUAAUGUGAAACAGGUGCUAUGAUGAAGGGAUUCGUUAAAGACACAAACUGUUAAAUAUAUAUGUUGUGAUGAAGGGAUUCAUUUAAGACACCCGUAUACCAUGAAAUAUGUGUUGUGAUAGAGGAAAUCAUUAAGACACCCGUAUACUGUGAAAAAGAUAUUCUGUGAUGAAUGGAUCUAAAAAAUGCACACACUGAAUUUUGUGCAGAAACAUAUGACUUCAAAAUAUUAUGAGAAUUUUAUAAGCUGUUCAGUUACAUCAAGCCACCAUGGUAAUAUGAAACUAUAUUAAACUCUGUAUGCCAUCUUGUAGUGAUUUUGUACAGAUUUCUAAGUGCUUUAUUAGUGAAUGCAAUAUCAAAGCUGUAACUGUUGACAUUAAAUCUCAAAACGAAUUACAGUUACAGUUUUGAAAAUGUGUUCUGUUUGAUUAAGCACCAAGUUAUGUGUAGCUGGUGUACAGUUUUGAAGUACCAAUACAGACAAACCUGUACUAAGCAGUGAGUUUCACAUUCUAGCUGCUUAGGGCUGAAUGCCUUUUAAUAUAAGUUUAAAAUUUGAACAAAACGUCUAUUUUGGAAGUUUGCUGACUGCUUACUUAAGGCAAGUGGCUACUAGCCUGUUAUGCUGUAGUUUCAAUCCCCUUAACACUUCCUUCCGCGCAUGCGCAUUAACACAGACAUAUGCAAGGGUCAAAAUUAGGUCAAAGUAUAUUUUGGGCAUUCCUUCAAAGAUAUAAAUGCUUAAAACAAAGCAAUAUAAAACAUGAAAAUUAUGCAUACAUAAAACCAGUCAUGUCAUCGGUCUGGAUCGCUAAAGAGCUUUCUUGUUAAUUCGCACCGUCUGACUGCAUAUGUGUAGAAAGUCUUGUUUAAUGUGAAAAAUUAGUAUUUACAGCACAGUUCACUUUGUUCAUUCCACCCUGAAGCCACUUGUAUGUAGAAUUGUAAAAUAACGAUGUACAAACUGGAUAGUGUAACUUUUUAAAAACACAUGUCAACUGGUAUUAUAA